UCGAAACAAACGGAGGCUUUUAUACUUAACGAUAUUAUACAAUCUCUCUGAUAGAUUUAGCAGCUGAGAUGUACCACAUAAAAUUAAGAGAGAAUGACUCUUGUACGUGAAAGAAAUGCUUGUGCCAUGCUCCCCCGUAAAUCUUUUUAUCGCGCGUGUACACUCGAUGACUCGAUGACUCGAUCCAUUUGUGCAGCAAGAAGCGAUCGGAGAACAGAGACCUCGUUAAACUGUAACCAAGUGUCAUAUUCCGAUAACCCAACUCGGCUCUUAAGGAGGGUCCACAUUAUCGAGCAGAACCGCGAGCCGAACUUCGCCGCGAACCGACAUUGUCGAGCCGACAAAGUUCGGCUCGAUAAUGUGGACGCAUGAUCGGUUCGCGGCAAAGUUCGGCUCGCGGUUUUGCUCGAUAAUGUGGACCCUCCUUUACAGUCUCUCGACUCUCGACGCGCGACGUCUCGGACUCGGACGACGCGACGUCUCGACGGAGGUCGAUAAAGAAAUGUGCAGACGCAAAGAGCGGGAGCUCUGGUUAAUGUUGCACGCACAGGAAGCCAAGCGAGGACGUUUACUCUCGUCUGCCGUACUUGAAAAGUUAAUGACUACGGACUGCGCGCUACGAUUGAGUCAUUGAGUGCCGGUCAAACGGAAAACGUUGCACGCCGCGUCGCGCUGCUCUCAACCGUGUCUCAACGAAAUCGCUCGUCGCUCAAUCGCUGCACGGUCCACCUUGUUUUCCACGAUACGAUACACGUAUGUACACGUGUCUGUCACGCGAUUGUCAACCCAUCUACGUAAUACGUAUAUGGUGGUAUACCGUUGAGAGAGAGAGAGAGAGAGAGAGAGAGAAACAAGGAAGAAAAAAAAGAAUCGAAGAAUCUGAAUUACGACAUUUUAUUAUUACUCUGCUCCGCAAGAUCAUGUCCCUUGAUCCUACCAAUCUCGAUUUUGGAAUAUUUUAUUUCGGUCUUUUACACAAUUUUUGUCUUUAAAACGUAGAGCGUACAUAUAUUAUAACUUAUUAUUUAACACUGUAUUGUUUUGACGAUGUUUUGGAUUUUUAACGAUGGGUAAUAAAUGAGAAAAAUAUUUUUCGAGAGAGAAAUGAUCAACAUCAGAAUCGGGUCUUGGAUUUUUCCGCUAUCGAGGCCUCCCGCCUCCGACUCCAGGUCGUCGUCGUCGGCGCCGUCUGAAGGAGAGCAUCGUGAUGAGUCGUCUCGCCCUCUCGCCAUUCGGCGCCGUCAAAGUCUCUCGUUAUAAGUAUGUCCGAUCCGAAUCGUCGUCGGCGCGGGCGCGGGCGCGGACGCGGGACGAGAGUAUCGUCUCUCGAAAUAUAUAAAAGCGUAUAUGUGGGGACAAGUUGGCACGCGACGCGACGCGACGUGUCGUUCUUCCAAUAAAUCGACCAACUUUAGGAGCGCCGAACGCGGGGACUCGCGGCCACUGAGGCCACUGGCGCGAAAAAAGGGGAUUCGCGGCAAAGAGCAAAGGCGCGAAGCGAGAAUAAUGUGCUUCGCGACAACCGGAACGACAGGGCCGACCGGGCCGACGGGACGCGCGGCCACGUUUACUAACGUCGUCGAUGACGGAAUUAAAAUAGAUACAGGAGUAACGCGUAACGCGUAUCGAGGAGCCGGCCACGGCGCGACGCUCUUUUAGUGGGAGGCGCUAAAAUUAGAGGUGCCCACGCGCGAGUAUAAGCCUGGCCGGCCAGGCGACGAAACAGGCGCGUUUCGUCGCGGGUACAGCUUCCUGCGUUUCCUCCUUAGCGAACGCGCGAACACACUUCCAAAUAGUCCUUUCAACCGAUAAGACGUAUAGACGCCGCGAUCCGCUUCGGCGCGGCACGAGACGCGAGGGCGCGAGAGCCUGAGCCUGAGAAUCGCGAGAGACGGCGACAAUCGUGAUAUAUGUAUAUAUAGUGAUUAUGGCUCUACCACGUUCUAUUAGCCGGCAAGCGAUAAACGACGAUUUCGUGAUCCGAUAAACGUGUAAACACGCCUCGGAGAGUCGGAGACCUUGCCGACCUUGCCGACCUUGGCAAGCGGACUAGAAGAGAUGCCCACUCGUCGAUCGAUAAUCGGUCGAUCGUUAGCCAUCAGAUACCUCCUCGUGGGAUGCAUCGUGUCGUUGUCGACGAGUCUCGCGCAAGUCGAAGGCAGGAAGUGCGUGUGUACGAGCAAGGCCUGCAAAGAAGCUGGCGUAGAUACUUGUAGAACGAGAUUCUUCUGUUACACCGAACUUAUCGUGACAACGGGACGAGAAAUCGGUGAAAGUACGACCACAAGAGGAUGUACGGAGGGUGCCACGCCAUUGUUGUGCGAAACAAAGUCCUGGGUCACAAAGUCGCGGUCGGUCAACGCCGUGGAACUGUCGUCGGCGAGUCCCAGGAUUCUCGUGCCCUGGCCCAGAUUGAAAUGUUGCAACAGCCACGACUACUGCAACGCUGAUGCUGAUGCUGACGACGACGACGACGACGACGACGACGACGACGACGAGAACGCGAGCAUCACAUGGACGCGCGAGAGAAAGAUUCAGAUGGAUCAGACGCGUUCUACGGUGGAUCGCGGGGUAUUGAUGGGCGAUCUAACGUCAACGAAUCGUGAUACGAUGCUAACGUUGCGGCCUGAUCGAAAGUAUGAAGAUUCGACAGAAUCGGCUGACCGACUUCUCCGGAAUCGCAUCAAGGCGCUACAUAUUGCCGCUCUCGUCCUUGCUAUCGCAGCUCUCAUAUCCGUCCUGGCAUCUUGCUACGUGGUUACAAGGUUCGCAUAUCUCUUUUCUCACAUCUGUAUCCAUAUAUGUAAAUUAAUCCUUUAUGUACUGCAAAUCAAUUGACUGCAAAAGGUCUGAUCUCGAAGAGAAAUCAAUACCGAUCAAGUAUCUUGUUACAUUUUCUUAAACUUAUAUUUUAAUAUUUUAAUAUAAUAAAAAAUUCCAAGACCCAUAUUCUGAACGCACUUUUAUCGAUAAAAGAACGUUCAGAAUAUGGGUCUAAAUAAAACAUGUACGUUAGAAUUGAAAAAUUAAAUAAAAUUAUAUA
This is a messenger RNA of Temnothorax curvispinosus, 3043 nucleotides long. RefSeq lists its product as uncharacterized. NCBI's taxonomy places the organism in Eukaryota, Metazoa, Arthropoda, Insecta, Hymenoptera, Formicidae. The transcript has 3 exons. Gene Ontology annotation, molecular function: transmembrane receptor protein serine/threonine kinase activity. The record is from RefSeq and is a predicted model, not a curated record. Gene Ontology annotation, cellular component: membrane. The coding region runs from base 2059 to 2838 and encodes 259 amino acids.